This is a messenger RNA of Striga asiatica, 1208 nucleotides long. The record is from the annotation of a GenBank genome assembly. Lineage: Eukaryota; Viridiplantae; Streptophyta; Magnoliopsida; Lamiales; Orobanchaceae.
CUUAAUUAAUCUAACUCCCUCGAUAAAAAGUCCCUUUAUACAGCAGCCACAAAGCACAUGUGAAGUAAAAUUAUUAGAGAGAGAGAGAAAAAAAAAAAAAAGAUAGCUAGCCAACCAGUUUCAAAUAAUCUCUCUCUCUUUCAAACAGCUGCAAAUCAAAUAGUCUAAACACAGAAAGACAUAUAGAGAGAAAUAUGGGAAGAGCUCCUUGCUGUGACAAGGCAAAUGUGAAGAAAGGGCCAUGGUCUCCUGAAGAAGAUGCUAAACUCAAAGAAUUUAUCGAUAAAUUCGGUACUGGUGGGAAUUGGAUUGCUCUACCUCAAAAAGCGGGUCUGAAAAGAUGUGGAAAGAGUUGCAGAUUGAGGUGGCUUAAUUAUCUGAGGCCUAAUAUAAAGCAUGGAGAAUUUUCAGAUGAAGAAGAUAGAAUAAUAUGCACACUCUAUGCAACCAUUGGUAGCAGGUGGUCAAUCAUAGCAGCCCAAUUACCAGGAAGAACAGACAACGAUAUCAAAAACUACUGGAACACAAAGCUCAAGAAAAAACUCCUCAUGGCUACCUCCAAAUUAUUUUCACCCAACAACACAUUUCAACCCCAAAUUUCUCUUCACAAUCAACCCCAACUAUCUAGCCAAAUUUACACCCCAAACGUUCACAAUUAUCAAAACUCAUUCAAUUUGCAGUCAAACCCCCAAAACCUAAAUUUCAUGUCCCUCAACUAUGCCAAUUUUCCACUACCCACCACACAAAACCCUAUCUGUUACUUCCAUCAAAUCCAAGAUGGUAGCAAUUUAGUUGAUUUUCAGUACAAUUUUCCCGGGAAAUCCGAAAAUAGCGUCAUUAACGAGAAUAACUUGUUAGUUUUCGGAGGGAAAAAUGAAACGAGCCGUACUUCUUCAUCCGAGGGGAGUUGCUCUAACAAAAUCGGCCAUCAUCCUGUAAAAACGGAAGAUCUAAUGGCGGGUUGUGAUGAUUUUCAUUACUUUUUACCAGAAAAUUAUCAAAAGAGUUUGUUGAUUAGGGAUGACGAUAACGCGGCAUUUGGUAAUCUGCCAAACAGGGCCUUAGAGUGUGAUGAUCUGGCGCAGGUCAAAGGGUUUGAUAGCGCUGGGGGUAAUAAUUACGGCGGUAAUUUUUUGCUGGGUGACGUUAUUAACCGUGAUGAUGACGGUGAAAACAAGUCUCACGACUACAAGGGGUUUUACUAUUAA